Ricinus communis (castor bean) is the source of this 2749-nucleotide messenger RNA. RefSeq names its product probable inactive leucine-rich repeat receptor-like protein kinase At3g03770. The transcript is spliced from 7 exons. Lineage: Eukaryota; Viridiplantae; Streptophyta; Magnoliopsida; Malpighiales; Euphorbiaceae. The coding region runs from base 187 to 2514 and encodes 775 amino acids. The record is from RefSeq and is a predicted model, not a curated record. Gene Ontology annotation, biological process: protein phosphorylation. Gene Ontology annotation, molecular function: protein kinase activity; ATP binding; protein binding. Gene Ontology annotation, cellular component: membrane.
UGAACUACUUAUUACAAUCAAACAUUGCACUACCAUCCCAACCCAACAUAAAGAAGAGAGCAAAGAAGAUAACCAAAAGGCUUCUCAUCACAGAACAGGACAAAAACAUAAAAUAAUAGGAAAGAGAUAAAGAGUUCAUCAUUAUAACCCUUUGUAAACUAGUCACCUACCUCUUUUUAACAAGCCAUGGCAAGCUCAGUUCACUUUCCCUGUCAUCUUCUUCUUUUCUCGGUGAGUUUUCUUUCACUUGUUCAUCAUUCAUGCCAGCUUCCAUCCGCUCAAUCUCAAUCCAUCUUGGUAAUCCAGCAACUUCUGGACUACCCAUUAUCCCUUAGCAGCAUUAACACCACUGCAGACUUCUGCAAUAUUGAACCAACUCCAUCUCUAACUCUGGUUUGCUAUGAAGAUAACAUUACUCAGCUUCACAUUACAGGAAACAAUGGCUUUCCUCCAUUGCCUCAAAGUUUCUCCAUUGACUCUUUCUUUACCACUCUUGCUGCUCUAUCUAACUUGAAGGUACUAUCUCUGGUUUCUCUUGGCUUAUGGGGUCCAUUGCCUGCAACCAUUGGUCAGUUAUAUUCACUUGAAAUACUUAAUGUAAGCUCCAACCAUCUAUAUGGCACCAUUCCAGAACAACUUUCAUCUUUGAGGAACCUUCAAACACUGAUCUUAGAGCAUAAUAAUUUCACUGGCCAUGUUCCUAGUUGCCUAAGUUCACUUCCUCUUCUUGCUGUUUUGAGCUUAAAGAACAAUUCCUUUGGUGGGUCUCUACCAAAAUCUAUGACUUCCAUGGAAAAUCUUCGCGUUUUAUCAGUAUCACAUAAUCUUUUGUCUGGGGAAGUACCUGAUAUUCACCACUUGACAAACCUUCAAGUUGUUGAUUUACAAGACAACUAUUUUGGACCUCACUUUCCAAGCUUGCAUAGCAAUUUGGUGAGUCUUGUGCUAAGAAAUAAUAGCUUUCACUUUGGCAUACCUUCUGAUUUAAUCUCCUAUUAUCAACUUCAGAGGCUAGACAUUUCCUUGAAUGGAUUUGUAGGACCCUUUUUGCCAUCAUUACUCUCUCUCCCUUCGUUAACCUACAUUGAUAUUUCAGAGAACAAAUUCACAGGAAUGCUCUUCGAAAACAUGUCCUGCAAUUUUAAUCUUGCCCACGUAGAUUUAUCCUCAAAUCUUUUAAGUGGAGACUUGCCUACUUGCCUUAAAUCAAGCUCCAAGACAAUGGUUGUCCAUUUUGCUAGCAAUUGCUUGUCCAACCAAGAACAGAAGCAGCAUCCUUCUAAUUUCUGCCAAAAUGAAGCUCUAGCUGUCAAGCCUCACGAUAAAGAGAUGCACAACAAAAGACCUCAUGAUAAAGCGGUUCUUGCAUCCGGCACUAUAGGAGGGAUUAUUGGAGCCAUUAUAAUUGUUGGUCUGGUUUCCUUAGUUAUCGGGAGACUGUACAGUAAAUUUACUGUGGAAAAACCCCAAGCAAGGCUGAUAAUGGAGAAUGUGUCAUCAGUAAACACAGUAAAGCUGCUUUCAGAUGCAAGAUAUAUAUCACAAACAAUGAAACUGGGAGCUAACCUUCCUCCUUAUCGUACCUUUGCUUUGGAGGAGCUUAAGGAGGCUACACAAAACUUUGAUAACUCACAUUUACUGGAUCAUUAUAAGAUUUAUAGGGGAAAGCUGAGGGACGGAACACUUGUUGCUAUUAGGAGCUUGACAGUGAAGAAAAAGCACUCACAGCAAAACAUUACGCGCCACAUUGAGUUAAUCUCAAAACUCAGGCAUAGUCAUUUGGUCAGUGCACUAGGACACUGCUUCGAUUGUUGCCUGGAUGAUUCAAGCACUAGCAGAAUAUUUCUUAUUUUUGAGUUCCUUCCAAAUGGGACACUAAGAGACUACAUCUCAGGACCUCCAGGGAAAAAGCUGAACUGGAAACAAAGGAUAGGAGCUGGAAUUGGGGUUGCAAAGGGUAUUCAGUUCCUACACACAGGGGUUGUUCCUGGCGUAUUUUCUAAUAAUCUCAAGAUAACAGAUGUUCUCUUAGAUCAUGAUCUUCAUGUGAAAGUUAGUAGCUAUAACCUGCCACUGUUAGCUGAAAGUAGAAGAAUGGUGGGUGCUCCAGUUACUUCUCCAGGACCAAAGCAAUGCACUCUGACAAGGGAAACGGAUGAUGAUAAGAAAGAUGUGUAUGACUUGGGAGUAAUCUUCGUUGAAAUUAUAGUUGGAAGGCCAAUCAUGUUUCUUGACGAAGUCAUUGUAGUAAAAGAUCUAUUACAAGUAAGCAUAACAGUUGACGAUACAGCUAGAAGGAGUAUUAUUGAUCCCGCAGUCUGCAAGGAAUGCGCAGAUGAUUCAUUGAAGACAAUGAUGGCGAUAUGUAUCAGAUGUCUCUCCGACAAGCCAUCUGAUAGGCCAUCAGUUGAGGAUGUUCUCUGGAAUCUGCAGUUUGCAGCACAAGUUCAGGAAUCAUGGGAAGGAGGCUCCCACAACAAUCAAGAGUCUUAUGUCUCAUGUUCCCAUGUUUAAUAGUCUAUUACUUCCUUUUUUACCAUAAAGUUAUGCCUCGUCUAUCUAUUACCCACCUAGCUCCUAAAAUUUAAUUCAUACUGAAAAUUACUUAGCUUGGUUUUGUAAUAACCUCAGGAUUAUCUUCUUCGUUUUCUCUCUUUACCUCAAUGUUAAUGAAAAUCCCAGGUCGUUGGCCUAGUGGAAAGCUCUAUGGAUGUUAAUGAGAAUAUCAGGUCCUUGGCCUAGUGAGAAA